CAAAUGCUCCUGGCCAAUGGAAAUUCAGUCAAUAGAGCUUCAGAUUCCUAGCUAACAAAUCUUUCACAACAAACUACAAAUUAUCGUCGUAAAAGGUGUAAUUGUCAAUAGUUGGUUACCUCCAUGUGUUAGCUUUUGUGCCCAGUUUUGCAAACGUUUGUCAUGCUACAUAGAUUCGAAAUUUGGUUCAUUUUUAUCCAAGUUGUUGCAUUUCAAAUGGGAGCUGGAGAUUCCAUAUACGAAGACUUCAAAGUUAAUUGGUGUCGCCAGAGGAAAUGGAGGCUGGAUUGGGAAGGUCUGCAAAAACCUUGUCAGAACCUUCAUUAUAGGAGACACGAUGGACAACAAUAUCAAAGGUUGAAAACUUCUCCAGAAGACAGUGAAAUAUUUGAUUUGCAAAUCCGACCCACAGGGGAAUACAGUCGGUUUUUCGUCCAGUCCCGCACGCAUACUGCCCAGCGGAAGACAUUUGGAGGGGACUCUUGGAGAGUGUACAUUGAAGGACCCUCGCACCUUGCAGGGACCGUGUUUGAUCAUAAUAAUGGAGUAUAUGAGGUUUUGUUUCUGAUAAUGGAGCCUGGAGAGUAUAAAAUCAGAAUGAUUCUGGAUUACACAUUGUGUGAUGGAUUAAUUGAUCCUCCCAUGGACUGGUUUAAAAAUGCUCACUGCUCAGGAAAGUUUCACAACUUUCUCCUGAGCAAGAAUCUCUUUUCAGAAAUGACUGAAUAUAUCAACAAACCUCUGUUGUCUGCUAAAAACAAAAAACUUAUUAUUCCGUGGCAACGCCUCACAAACAUGGAGAUUCAAAAUAACAUGCGCCAAGCUGACAAAGAAUGUGAUAUUCAGUGUAACCUGGUGUGGGACGGCUUCGGUAGAUGGGUGACUGGUUACAAAUGGCUACCCUAUAUGAAUUUUACAACAGAAGAUUUCCCAUCUUUACAAAACAAAUAUAAACGUCAACACGAUCACGCAGUUGGUAAAGGCGUAUUUUGGGUAUACGGUGAUUCGCUGAGUCAUUACUUCUACGAAUCACUCACGUUUCCUACGCCGCGAAGCUUAUGCUUCGAAGUAUUUGAGAAAUGCAAUAACACGUAUAACUGGAUAUACCCAAAAACACUUUACGAAUUGACAGAAACAUGCGCUGAGGCCAACUUGGACGUUCCCAGAGUUUUAAGCUUUUUCCGUCAAGUGCUCUUUAGAAAAGAUAUGGACAAAGACAGUGCGCUGUUUUUAAAUGCUGGAGCUCACUAUGUGAAGACAACAAGUUUCAAAGGCUAUAAAGAGUUCAUCACAGCACUGAUAUCCGAAAUUAAGAGACUGUAUAAGGGUAAAGCAAUCUGGAAAUCGACCACAGCCAUCGAUGUUCAAUCCGCUGACGUUAUGGGCGCCUUCCGCAGAUUUAUAACAAAUCAUAGGAUCCAACUGUACAAUGCGUUCGCAAACUCAGCCAUGUGUGCCGGUGGCAUAAGUGGUCUUGAUGCGUAUGCAAUUAGUGCCUCAUAUCCACCAGGAACGAAGGAUGGCAUACACUACAAUAGCGACGCAUUUUUUCCGGUCAUAGAGCAGUUAGAAACAUAUUUCUCGUUGUCUCAGUUAACGUGAGCGUGAAAAGUAUUUAUAAGUUUAUUCAGAUACCCUCUAAUUAAGAUUCAUACCUACCCCUAACCCUACGGGAGACGGGACCUCCAUUUAUUCGUCCCUAUCCGAAAAGACUAGAAUAUCUAACCAUUUCUUGAUGUUAUAGAAAGGCGGCAUAUUCUCCUCAAUUAUUUUAAGACCUUGAGUGUACCGUCCAAGAGAAUCUCGUCCAAGACUCAGAUCGCUGACUGUCGAAGCAUCUCCAACUCUUUUUGCUUCGAUGAACGUAAUGACCACUAAAGUGGACGGGGCUUUAAGGCGCUAUUCUUGUAAGAUAGGCCAUUCAGUCACCCAUUACUGAAUUUCGCGAACGAAAACCCAUCGAUUUUCGUUUGCCUCGAUGCAGCUUUAAUUGCACCGCGUCAGUACUUUAAACGGAGAAAAUCUACCUUUCUAACUUUUCUUACUACCUCUCUGAUGGAGCUUUUUAUUAACAUAUUUUGAUGAGUCAACUCAGUAGGGACCUUAGUUAUAAAGUAAAUCCACGGGAUUCAGUGGUGUCGACUGGACUGA
Messenger RNA from Stylophora pistillata, 2151 nucleotides. RefSeq lists its product as uncharacterized. Lineage: Eukaryota; Metazoa; Cnidaria; Anthozoa; Scleractinia; Pocilloporidae. The record is from RefSeq and is a predicted model, not a curated record.